This is a messenger RNA of Emiliania huxleyi CCMP1516, 778 nucleotides long. RefSeq lists its product as hypothetical. The annotation marks the transcript as partial. The transcript has a single exon. The record is from RefSeq and is a predicted model, not a curated record. Lineage: Eukaryota; Haptophyta; Isochrysidales; Noelaerhabdaceae.
GCAGCCGGGUUUUGAUUCUCGUGCAUGUCGCAGCUCUGCUCCUGGGCUCGCCGCUGCCUGCCGGAGUCGCCACCGCUGUCAGCUGAAACUCUCGCCACGCCACCGGCUGAUACUCUCACCACGCCGCCGACUGAUGCUCCUACCACGCCGCCGGCUGCUGCGCGCUUUUCGGAGACUCCGGCCCGCGACUCUCGCUUCAGCAUGGCCUUCCGGGUCAGCGGCUACGAUGGCGAAGUGGCCGAGAAGACGGAGCUGCACUCUAUGAUGGCUCGCUUCAAAGCGCUCCGCACCUCACAGCGGCUCUCCGGGUUCUGGUCUCCCUUUGCGUCUCCGUCGAUUGCGGGGCCGCCAGAGGCAGAGUCCGACUUCCGCUCGCCGGUAGAAGAGGAGGAGGCGGUGGCGGAGGAUGCCGGCCACAGCUACCGCUCGGACACGAGCAGCCAUGUGAUCAGCCCCUCCCACGAACCCGAGCGGCGGACGUCGAUCGCGAAGUGGCUAGUCCGAAGUGAUGCCUGAGCGCAAGCCGCCGACACCACUCUCAAGAGGGCGGCGAGGAGACAUUUUCCCUCGCGCCGGGGGUCGCGCACGGUCUCCUGGCUGCAUGGUUGCUCUUAAUACUUAGAGCUCCCAUGUCCAUGUGUGUGCACAGUGUGGCGCACCCACCCCGGCGGGAUGACACUGUGCGUGUUGCUCACGUCCCCGUGAUAUCUGUCUUCUGUGAGUGUGUGCCGUACAUGCACAUAUGUACAUGUGUGUUGAUUAGAGAACUCUAAACACU